UUGGAUGAAGAAUCCGGCCUGUUACACUUUUCUAUCGUUUCUCCAAUCUUCUGCUACUGCUAAACCCUGACAGAACCCUAUUCCCCUCCAUUUUCAAACAAGCACCAUUUCCAAAUGGCUCUCUCCAAACACACCUUUUUCACCCAUCACCUCAAAACCCUAGCUAAACCCCAUUAUCUCCGCCGCCCUCAACCACCACCACCUUCCUUCAUCUCCCUCCGUCUCCUCUCCUUCGCCACCCCAGAAGAAGCUGCCGCCGAACGCCGUAAACGCAAGCGACGCCUCCGUAUUGAACCUCCUCUAUCCUCCCUCCGCCAACAGCACCAACCUCGUCCUACAACCCCUCAAAACCCUAGCUCCGCCAAUAACCCUAAUGCCCCGAAAAUCCCCGAAACUGUUUCCGUACUCACCGGAAAUAGACUCAAUCUCCAUAAUAAGAUUCUCAAACUGAUUCGUGAGAAUGAUCUAGAAGAAGCGGCGUUGUACACGCGCCACUCUGUUUACUCCAAUUGCCGACCCACUAUCUUCACGUGUAACGCCGUUAUGGCUGCACAGCUCCGUCAGUCCCGUUAUUCCGACCUGCUCUCACUUCACCGGUUCAUCACGCAGGCUGGCGUGGCGGCGAACAUCGUCACACACAAUCUGCUCCUCACGGCUUAUAUGGAUUGCCGUAAAACUGAUAUGGCUAUGGAACAUUACAAACAGCUUAUUAAUAAUGCACCAUUUAACCCUUCACCUACGACUUAUCGGAUACUUAUUAAAGGACUUGUUGAUAAUAACAAGAUUGAUAGGGCAUUGGAAUUGAAGGAGGAAAUGUUGUCUAAGGGUUUUAGUGCUGACCCAAUUGUGUAUAGUUAUUUGAUGUCUGGACAAGCUAAGGGUUCAAACCCGGAUGGUGUUUUCGAACUUUAUGAGGAGUUGAAGGAGAAAAUGGGAGGGUAUGUUUCGGAUGGAGUGGUUUAUGGGAGCUUAAUGAAAGGUUAUUUUUUGAGGGGAAUGGAGAAGGAGGCAAUGGAGUCUUAUGAGGAAGCUGUGGGUGCGAAUUCUAAGAUUAAGAUGAGUGCAGUGGCGUUUAACUAUGUUUUAGAUGCUUUAAGCAAGAAUGGGAAGUUUGAUGAGGCUUUGAAGUUAUUUGAUAGGAUGUUGAAUGAGCAUGAUCCUCCUAAAAGAUUGACUGUGAAUUUGGGUAGCUUUAAUGUGAUGGUGGAUGGUUAUUGUGCAUUGGGAAGGUUUAAAGAUGCAAUUGAUGUUUUUAGCAGCAUGGGUGAGAAGAGGUGUAGACCAGACACGUUGUCUUACAAUAAUCUGAUUGAGCAGUUGUGCAAAAACGACUUGUUGGGUGAGGCUGAGGACCUUUAUAAGGAUAUGGGAGAGAAGGGGGUCAGCCCCGAUGAGUUCACGUUCGUUUUGUUGAUGGAUACUUGCUUUAAAGAAAAUAGGCCUGAUGAUGCUGCCAUGUAUUUUAAGACUAUGGUUGAUGCUAAAUUGAGGCCCAAUCUUGGGGUUUAUAAUAGGUUGGUUGAUGGGUUGGUUAAAGUUGGUAAAGUUGAUGAAGCAAAAUCAUUUUUUGAUUUAAUGAUGGGAAAGCUGAGGAUGAAUGAUGAUAGCUACAAGUUUAUGAUGAAUGCAUUGUUCGAGAUUGGAAAGCAUGAUGAGGUGCUUAAGAUUGUGGAUAGAAUGUUAAGGGAGGAUCCAGCCGAUUUCACUGAUGAGUUGCAAGAGUUUAUUCGAGAAGCCUUGAAGAAGGAAGGUAGAGACGAGGAGUUGACCAAGCUUAUGGAUGACAUUGAAAGAGAGAAGAAAGAAGCUGCAGCCGCAGAAGCUGAAGCAGCUGAAAGAGCAAAGGCGAGUGCAAGAGCUGCUGUUUCUUCUUUGAUAAAUAGUCCUAAAUUGUUUGGAAAUAAGGAGCCCGAAGAGCAGUCAACAACUGCUGGUGAGGCUGCGAACAACAAUGAUGAUGUUAAACAAGCGGUCCCUGAAGAAGAGGUGAGUGCUCAAGAAAUUGCUGCCGAGGCUAGUUCUUCUGGUGAGGGUGCAGAAGCUGAGAACCUGGUUGCUACAGAAGCUAGAAGUGAUGGUGCAGAAGCUGAGAACCUAGCUGCUACAGAAGCUAGAAGUGAUGGUGCAGUUUGAUCGGAUAGCAGCAUGAAGUUGCAAUAUGUUGGUCGCAACUAAUGAGAAAAAUAGCAUGUUUCUUUUCAUGCUGUCACAGUUGCAAGCAUGAAAUAAGAUCCUCUUUUGAUAAAUUGCUGGUGGUUAAUUGUGUAAUUUAGAUGAAAAUGAAAUGAAUGAUUUUCUAUAUCAUCUUUAAAGUAAAUGGUGGGCGACAAGUUGUAAUGCAACAAUGUAUGGUGGAAUCUAAUUGUUAUUAUUUCUUGUUACACUAAUACACAAGUUAUAUUGUGA
This is a messenger RNA of Nicotiana tabacum (common tobacco), 2406 nucleotides long. RefSeq names its product pentatricopeptide repeat-containing protein At3g49240, mitochondrial. Gene Ontology annotation, molecular function: protein binding. The record is from RefSeq and is a predicted model, not a curated record. NCBI's taxonomy places the organism in Eukaryota, Viridiplantae, Streptophyta, Magnoliopsida, Solanales, Solanaceae.